Messenger RNA from Apodemus sylvaticus (European woodmouse), 501 nucleotides. It is a transcript of the gene Agr3, whose product is annotated as anterior gradient 3, protein disulphide isomerase family member. The transcript has 7 exons. Gene Ontology annotation, molecular function: dystroglycan binding. The coding region runs from base 1 to 501 and encodes 166 amino acids. The record is from RefSeq and is a predicted model, not a curated record. NCBI's taxonomy places the organism in Eukaryota, Metazoa, Chordata, Mammalia, Rodentia, Muridae. Gene Ontology annotation, cellular component: endoplasmic reticulum.
AUGAUGCUACACUCCGCUCUGGCCCUCUGCCUCUUGCUGAUCACAGUCUCUUCAAACCUUGCCAUUGCUAUCAAAAAAGAAAAGAGACCUCCUCAGACACUCUCAAGAGGGUGGGGAGAUGACAUCACAUGGGUGCAAACUUAUGAAGAAGGUCUCUUUCAUGCUCACAAAAGUAACAAGCCACUGAUGGUCAUUCACCACCUGGAGGACUGUCAGUACUGUCAAGCACUAAAAAAGGAAUUUGCCAAAAAUGAAGAAAUACAAGAAAUGGCACAAAAUGAUUUCAUCAUGCUGAAUCUCAUGCAUGAGACCACAGACAAGAACUUGUCGCCCGAUGGGCAGUAUGUGCCGAGGAUCAUGUUUGUUGACCCUUCUUUGACUGUCAGGGCUGAUAUAACUGGAAGAUACUUUAACAGACUAUAUACGUAUGAACCCCAGGACUUACCCUUGUUGAUAGACAACAUGAAGAAAGCACUAAGACUUAUCCAGUCAGAGUUGUAG